GAGGAACUAAAUUCUAUCCAAAUUUAGAAGUAUCCUUUUCAUAUAAAUUGAUUAAGCAAACCUUGUUCAAGAAAAUCCUUAAUCAUAGAAUUAGAGAAAUGGGUUCUGCAACACUCCAAAUUUUGUUAUAAAAGGAGAAUUCUUUGACAAUUUUACAAUAGAAAAAAUUCUUUGGGUUGAAGAUUUUUAACAAUUACAAUGUCCAACUCCAAGGGCAGCUUGUUCUUGCUCUCAAUUCUGUUGUUUUCUUCAUGGAUUUUCUCUGUUAUGGCCACUGUCACCUAUGAUCAUAAAGCUAUUGUAAUCAAUGGCCAAAGAAGAAUUCUUAUUUCUGGUUCUAUUCACUAUCCAAGGAGCACUCCUGAGAUGUGGCCAGGACUCAUUCAGAAAGCUAAAGAUGGAGGUUUAGAUAUGAUCCAAACUUAUGUUUUCUGGAAUGGACAUGAGCCUACUCAGGGACAAUACUAUUUUGAGGGGAGAUAUGAUCUUGUCAAGUUUAUCAAGCUAGUACAACAAGCAGGACUUUAUGUUCAUCUACGAAUUGGACCCUAUGUUUGUGCUGAAUGGAACUUCGGAGGAUUUCCUAUGUGGCUAAAAUAUAUUCCUGGUAUUGAAUUUAGAACAGACAAUGGUCCAUUCAAGACUGAAAUGCAAAAAUUCACCACAAAGAUUGUCGACCUUAUGAAGACAGAAAAGUUAUUCGAACCUCAAGGGGGUCCAAUAAUUCUCUCACAGAUAGAAAAUGAAUAUGGACCAGUGGAAUGGGAGAUUGGUGCACCAGGCAAAGCAUAUACAAAAUGGGCAGCUGAAAUGGCAGUAGGUCUUAAUACAGGAGUCCCUUGGAUUAUGUGCAAACAAGAGGAUGCCCCUGAUCCAACUAUUGAUACGUGCAAUGGAUUCUACUGUGAAGGAUACAAACCUAAUAACUACAAUAAACCAAAAAUGUGGACUGAAAAUUGGACUGGUUGGUAUACAGAGUUUGGUGGUUCAGUUCCUUACAGGCCAGCAGAAGAUACAGCAUUUUCAGUCGCAAGGUUUAUAGCAAAUAGUGGUUCAUUUGUAAAUUAUUAUAUGUACCAUGGAGGAACAAAUUUUGGCAGAACUGCUGGCCUUUUCAUGGCUAGUAGCUAUGAUUAUGAUGCUCCUCUUGAUGAAUAUGGACUACCACAUGAUCCAAAAUGGGGACACUUGAGAGAUCUGCAUAGAGCCAUCAAGCAAAGUGAAGCUGCUUUAGUCUCUGGAGAUCCUACAGUAAUAUCACUCGGGAAAAAUCAAGAUGCUCAUGUGUUUCAAUCAAAGACUGCUUGUGCAUCCUUUCUAGCAAACUAUGACACACAAUAUUCUGUGAAAGUGAUCUUCUGGAAUAAGGAAUAUUGGCUACCACCUUGGUCUAUCAGUAUCCUUCCUGACUGCAAAACUGUAGUUCAUAACACUGCAAGGAUUGGUGCCCAAGGCACCCAAAUGUGGAUGAUGCCUGCCAUUAAUGGAUUUUCUUGGCAAUCACACAAUGAUGAGGUUACUGUUAGUGAUUCUGCUGGUACAUUUACCCAUGAUGGAUUAUGGGAGCAAAAAUUCAUCACUUCUGAUAAAACAGACUAUUUGUGGUACAUGAUCGAUGUAAAUAUAGAUGCUAAUGAAGGAUUCUUGAAGAAUGGACAAAACCCUCUUCUUUCAGUUGAUUCGGCUGGCCAUGUUUUGCAUGUUUUCAUCAAUGGUCAAUUAGCAGGAUCUGUAUGGGGGACCUUAGAGACUCCUAAGGUAACAUUUAGCCAGAAUGUGAAGUUGAAUGCUGGUAUUAAUAAGAUUUCUUUGCUAAGUGCUACUGUGGGUCUUGCGAAUGUUGGUACGCGUUAUGAUACAUGGAAUGCUGGGGUUCUAGGUCCAGUCACCUUGAAGGGUCUAAAUCAGGGAUUGUUGGACCUGUCAAAGUGGAAAUGGUCUUACAAGAUUGGCAUGAGAGGUGAAGAUUUAGGCCUUUUUGGGUCAACUGUAACUUCACCAGUAAAUUGGGUCCAAGGACCACAAAUGGCUAAAAAACAACCACUAACAUGGUACAAGACUACCUUUGAUGCACCACCAGGCAAUGACCCAUUAGCUUUAGAGAUGACUAGCAUGGGAAAAGGUCAAGUAUGGAUAAAUGGUCAGAGUAUAGGUCGUCACUGGCCUGCAUAUAAAGCUCGUGGUAGCUGCAGUGAUUGUAAUUAUGCAGGAACUUAUACUGAUCAGAAAUGCAGAAGUAAAUGUGGAGAGGCCUCUCAAAAUUGGUAUCAUGUUCCUCGAUCAUGGCUCAACCCCAAAGGGAAUCUAUUAGUUGUGUUUGAAGAAGUGGGUGGUGAUCCUACUGGAAUUUCUUUGGCAAAGAGAGUUGUGGAAAGCGUUUGUGCUGAUAUAUAUGAUGACCAGCCGGAAAUGCUAAACUGGAAAGAGAUGGUCCCUGUUAAACCCAAAGCUCAUCUGUGGUGUCCCACAGGACAGACCAUGACUAACAUUACCUUUGCUAGUUAUGGAGGGCCUCUAGGGAGAUGUGGAUCUUACCAGCAGGGGAAGUGUCAUUCCCAGAAGUCAUGGGAUCCUUUCCAAGCCAACUGUAUUGGGAAGCCGUCAUGUGACAUAGUUGUAGCUCCUGAAACUUUUGGUGGGGAUCCAUGUCCAGGAAGUACAAAGAAGCUUUCAGUUCAAGUUGUGUGCAGCUGAAAUCCUGAAAAUUCAUAUGAAUCAAGGCAUCCAAGAAUUCCAAGGUCAUUGAUUUCUCUAAAAAAUGUGAAAAGGACAGAAACACAAAUGUGGAUUCUGAAGUGGUUGUAAUAAAAAAGAUUUAUGAAACAACAGAAAUUGUUCUC
This is a messenger RNA of Hevea brasiliensis (rubber tree), 2840 nucleotides long. RefSeq names its product beta-galactosidase. The record is from RefSeq and is a predicted model, not a curated record. The coding region runs from base 199 to 2694 and encodes 831 amino acids. NCBI's taxonomy places the organism in Eukaryota, Viridiplantae, Streptophyta, Magnoliopsida, Malpighiales, Euphorbiaceae. Gene Ontology annotation, cellular component: cell wall; vacuole. Gene Ontology annotation, molecular function: beta-galactosidase activity; carbohydrate binding. Gene Ontology annotation, biological process: carbohydrate metabolic process. The transcript is spliced from 19 exons.